Messenger RNA from Cutaneotrichosporon cavernicola, 1092 nucleotides. RefSeq lists its product as uncharacterized. The transcript is spliced from 9 exons. Gene Ontology annotation, molecular function: metallopeptidase activity; deNEDDylase activity; protein binding. Lineage: Eukaryota; Fungi; Basidiomycota; Tremellomycetes; Trichosporonales; Trichosporonaceae. Gene Ontology annotation, biological process: protein deneddylation. Bases 1 to 1092 code for a protein of 363 amino acids. Gene Ontology annotation, cellular component: cytoplasm; COP9 signalosome. The record is from RefSeq and is a predicted model, not a curated record.
AUGGAGCAAGCUGCUCGGGCAACCUUUGAGAUCAGCAACAACGUUGCCACGGUCGACCCGGCUGAGCUCGUCUUCCUAUACAGUGUCGAGGAGGAGCGUCAGCUGGAAGGCCAGGCGCCAUGGGAGACUGAUCCUCAUUACUUCCAGACCGUCAAAAUCUCUGCGGUCGCUCUGAUCAAGAUGGCAAUCCACGCGCGCUCCGGUGGCCAGUACGAGAUCAUGGGUGUCAUGUACGGGCGUGUCCGUGACCACACCUUCUGGAUCACCGACGCUGUCGCUCUGCCAGUACAGGGGACCGAGACUCGCGUCAACGCUGGAAAUGAGGCCAUGGAGUAUAUGGUCGAGUUCCACUCUGCCCGCAAUGCAGCGGGCCAAAAUGAGAAUCAGCGUGGCUGGUAUCACUCCCAUCCUGGAUAUGGUUGCUGGUUGUCCGGCAUCGACGUCGACACUCAGAUGACCAACCAGACGCAUCAGGACCCGUACCUCGCCGUGGUCAUUGACCCCAACCGCACCGUCUCGGCUGGCAAAGUCGAGAUCGGCGCCUUCCGUACCUAUCCUCAGGGCUACACGCCACCAUCAAGCGGCUCGUCCGAGUACCAGUCCAUCCCCCUCGACAAGAUCGAGGACUUUGGUGCACACGCGAAUGCCUACUACCCUCUCAAGGUGGAGAUCUACAAGUCGAAGACGGACGAGAAGCUGCUCGACCUCCUCUGGAACAAGUACUGGGUCGAAACGCUGAGCCAGAGCCGCAUUCUCUCUAACCGCGCCUACACUACAUCGCAAGUUAAGGAUCUGAACGCCAAGCUGCUCGCCGCUGGGGACAAAGUCGGUGACUCGACAGCCGAGCUCAGACUCAAACCUGCGCCCGCUGGAACUGACGAGGGGUCCAAGGACGAGUUCCACGGCCUCGAGAUCAAGCCGUCUGUGCUCGGCGACCCAGUGAAGGACAGCACCCGUAUUACUAACGAGGUGAGGAACGGCAUGACGGCGAAUGUGAUCAAGGCCAAGCUCUUCAACGAGGGUGUCGACAAGGUCAUCUCGCCUGCCGAGGCCCGUGCUGCUGCUCGUGGGCUGCAUGUCGGUCAUGCUUAA